AUGAGUCCAAUGGCUCAUGAUGAGACUCGGGAUUCCCUCAAAAACGAGAUAGCGGAGCUUGAAGCGCGAUUACAAAAGGCGAGGCAACGGCUGAGUGCACAAGCCUCAGACACAGCCCACUCGUCAGCAAAGCUAACACUUCCGCAUCGCAACGGCGUUUCGCCAUCCACCACCGCGGCCAUCGGCCCCAUCAUAAACACGGCCGCCAGCUCGGCGCACCACUACCUGCUGCUACUCUCGGAUUCGGCGCUGCCGCUGGGCUCGUUUGCCUUCUCAUCGGGUCUGGAGUCCUACAAGACGCACGAUGGGCAUGGGGCCUCGUUCAACACCUUUCUGCCCCUCUCGCUAUCGGCAUACGCGUCCACAACGCUACCGUUCGUGUUGGCCGCGCACCGGGACCCUUUGGCCACGGCCGAGCUCGACGACGCCCAUGACGCCGCCGUCAUUUGCACUGUAGGCCGCCGCGCCUCCGUUGCCCAGGGCCGCGCCCUCUUGGGUGUCUGGGAAAAGAGCUUUGCGCCCGCAGUACCGGCGUCGUCCCGGGAGGCCAUUGCCCAUCUCCGGGGCCUGCUCUCAUCACCGGGAGCAGCCGUCGGCGGCGGCGGCGACGCGAGUAGUGGUGGUUGUGGCCCGGCCUAUUGCUACAGCGCGCACCUGGCCCCGCUCUUUGGUGCCAUUUGUAACCUGCUCGGAUUGACGCUGCGGCAGACGGCCUACGUGUUUAUGCUGUCCCACGUAAAGGCGCUGGUCUCGGCGGGUGUGCGGGCGGCCAUGAUGGGUCCAUAUGUUGCCCAGCGUGUCUUGGCCAGCCGGGAAGUCCAGGAUUUGAUCUCGGCCAUGAUUGACAGGGAGUGGGAGACCAAGUACGAGGAGGCCGGCCAGACUGUGCCCGUGAUGGAUCUGUGGAUUGGACGGCAUGAAAUGCUCUAUUCUAGGAUCUUCAACAGCUGA
This is a messenger RNA of Pestalotiopsis fici W106-1, 951 nucleotides long. RefSeq lists its product as uncharacterized. The record is from RefSeq and is a predicted model, not a curated record. Bases 1 to 951 code for a protein of 316 amino acids. Gene Ontology annotation, molecular function: nickel cation binding. Lineage: Eukaryota; Fungi; Ascomycota; Sordariomycetes; Amphisphaeriales; Sporocadaceae. The transcript has a single exon.